Molecule: messenger RNA, 1219 nt
Organism: Paramisgurnus dabryanus
Lineage: Eukaryota; Metazoa; Chordata; Actinopteri; Cypriniformes; Cobitidae
Gene: arl6ip4
Product: ADP-ribosylation factor-like 6 interacting protein 4
Source: RefSeq, a predicted model, not a curated record
UCCUGUUUCUCUCACAACACCGGAAGUCUUCACUGUAACUGUAGGUUGCUUUCUCACGGCGUUUUUCCGAUGUUAAAGAUCUUCUUGUAAAGCACAAAUAAAAAUAUCGUUUGUGGCUGAUUUGCAAAUAGAUGAUCAGUCAUGGGUCGGAGCGAAUCUGGUAGGAGAGAUGACAGAUCUAAAAGCAGAGACGAGAGAAAAUCCUCGAGCUCCAGUAGAGCUUCUCGAAGUGCUCAGAAAAAACGAAACUCUGACAAGACAAAAAGAAGCCCUUCAUCAUCAUCAUCAUCAUGCUCCUCAUCCAGCCACAGAGAGGUCACAGAAAAGAAGAGGAAGAAGCUGAAAAGGAGUAGGAGUUCAUCAUCAUCAUCAUCUUCUUCUUCUUCAAGCUCCAGGUCCUCAUCCGGUACUAAAGGAACCAAAAAGAAGAAAAAGAAGCAAAAAAGGAGUCGGAGUUCAUCAUCAAGCUCCAGUUCCUCAUCCAGUAGUAAAGAUGCCAAAAAGAAAAAAAAGAAGCUCAAAGAAGCCAAGAAGAAACUAAAGCGUGAAAAGAAAAAGAGAAAGAAAGAGAAAAAACUAAAGAAGGAGCAAAAUAAGUUAGCAGAGAAAAAUCCUGUUCCUCUUCCAAAACCUCCAACAUACCUGCAGACGUGGCAGUAUGAAGAAGCAAAUGUGCAUGGGCCUGAUAUGACUGAUGAACAGAAAGACAGUUUUAACACUAAGAGACCUAUGACAAAAGAAGAAUACGAGGCCAGGCAAAGCGUCAUCCGUCGAGUCCUUGACCCUGAAACAGGGCGCACCAGGCUUAUAAGAGGAGAAGGGGAAGUUUUAGAAGAGAUUGUCAGCAAGGAACGACACAAAGACAUCAACAAGCAAGCUACGAGGGGAGAUGGUGAUGCCUUCCAGAAGAGAUUAGGGAUCAGCAGGUAGCAGGACUGCUAUGAGACGUUGGUUUGAUGACCGACCGUAAUGGGACUGUAAAAAUCCUUCAAGCGUCAUCGGGUUUCUCCUGCAUUUCUACAGGAAGAUUUCCCUUUGUAUGUUUCAGUAUUAUUCUUCUGAGGAAUACAGGAAUACAACUGUCCAGCUUAACGGACUCGUAACAUAGUCGUGGAAAUGUGGUUGUGUCUUCGUAACAUUUUGCUGUCAGAUAUUGUACAAUAUUAAGUACAUUUAAUGCAUAUUUAAUAAUAAGCAUUAAAACACUUCUCGAUUGUUA